AUGGUUUUAACCAAAUCACUUGUUGCCCUUGCGGCAUUUUCAGUAGUUCCCAUUCAAUGUAUUGAUCUAGAUGUCACCAGCACUGAUUCAAUCAAAUCAGCAGCGAGCACAAUCGCAAAAGACUUGGUUGGUAUUUACACCCAAAGCCAAACUCCUGGAAAUCCAAUCGGCGUUUUAAGCGCGCCAUAUUACUGGUGGGAAACUGGAGCCAUGUUCGAUACCUUGAUUCAAUAUUGGCAUCUGACUGGUGAUGCUCAAUACAAUGAGUUUGUCACCCAAGGAUUUGUUCACCAACAAGGACUCAAUCAUGACUUUAUGCCAUUAAACCAAACGGCAACCUUGGGUAAUGAUGAUCAAUCAAUUUGGGCUCUUGCAGCGAUGUCAGCUGCAGAGUCUAGACUUGGGGAAGUUCAGAACGUCACCUGGUUCGAUCUUGCCGAUGCGGUAUUCAACGAACAAGCAGUUCGAUGGGAUGACCAAACCUGCGAUGGAGGUCUCCGCUGGCAAAUCUUUACUUUCAACAGCGGUUACACAUACAAGAAUAGCUUUUCCAAUGGAAACUUUUUCCAACUCGCAGCCCGUCUUGCUGCCUACACCGGUAACACCACUUAUUCGGACUGGGCCACCAAAACAUGGAACUGGACCAAAGCAUCAGGGCUCAUCGAUGAAAACUACAACGUCUUCGAUGGUGCCGAUGUUACCAAAAACUGUUCCUCGGUAGAAAAACUUCAAUUUUCCGAGAGUGCAGGUACGUUCAUCGCCGGCGCGGCAUACAUGUACAAUCACACAAACGGAGAAGAGCAAUGGCAAAACUCCCUCAAUGGUCUUUUGAACAGAACCAUCUCCGUAUUCUUCCGAUCCGGAAUCGCCACAGAAACUGCCUGCGAGACCGAAAAUAGCUGCAACACAGACCAACGCGUCUUCAAAGGUCUCCUAGGAAAAUGGCUCGUCGAUACCAUCAAAGUCGCUCCAUACACCGGAAGUCUCAUCAACACCCAACUUACCAGUACAGCCCAAGCAGUUGCCAGAGCUUGUGGUUAUAACGGAUGUGCUUUUGCUUGGAGUGAGAAGGCAUCAAACACUUCAACGAAUGUAGGUGGGGUGGGAGAACAAAUCGAUGCACUCAAUUAUGUGCAAGGAUUACUUCAUAGCCAGGCAGCGGCACCUGCUACACAGAACUCUUCGAAUGCGACGACAGCUACCACUGACUCUGGAGGUUCUACGACCACGAGCGGAAGCGCUAGUACUUCCACUACUGAGAACGCGGCGGUUGGAAUAGCUGCGGGAUACUCUGUCAUGAGUUUUUCGAUUAUGGGGGCAGUUGCUUGGUUGAUUUUAAGAGACCGAAGAUAUAUCAUUCUUGCUGGAGUCAUGGCUGAAAAAGGUGAUGCUGGUGAGGAUUCUUCUGGUGUUCUUGAUACGCAGGAAAAUACGUUGGGACUCGAUGCCAGGGAUGCCAGCGAUGCUGAUAAUAUCACUUCUGGCGUACCUGAUAAGCAGAAAGGUUCAGUGACACGUCAUCGGCAACUCCAACGACUAUCUAUCGAUAUCGAAUAUGUCAAAGCUUGGACAAAGCCAAAUGCAUUUCGAGAAUUCUGGCAUAAUUGGGUUGAUGCAAUGAUGCAGACUUCUGGGCUGUCCCGUGAUCAGCUGGUUUAUGUGAAACGAAAACGCUUGGUUUCUUGGAAUUUGAUGGAAAGAAAGGAACAAAUGGAGUUUUGUAACUAUGGAAGCGAAGCACCUCGUAGAGCUUUGAAUAUGGGUUGGACCAGCAAAUCCAUUAACGAUGACUUUGCGGGAACAUAUGGCGAAGGUUUUAAGAUUGCUGCAUUGAUAAUGCUUCGCGAUGGUGAUCAUCGGAACAACCAUCAAUCACUAUGGUGCACGCUGACCCCAGUCGGCAAAAAGCCUUCUGAGCAAGAAGUUUUAGGAGUUUCAAAAGUUCCAGACGAAUCGCAGUUCAGACGUCCCGAUCCCUGGAAAGAUGUCACCGUCACGAUAGGUACUUUCAGAAAGGAAGGAAACGCAAUAACAAAAGCCGAAUUUAGAAAAUGGCUCGAACAAUGCCUUUAUCUUGAACCUCUUAAGCAACUUAUCAAUACCAAAUAUGGCACAAUCAUUCCACAGAAAGAAUUCAGUGGCAAAAUUUAUUUCAAAGGACUUUUACUGAACCAUCCUUCCGUCCCCAGUCGGUACAAGUACGGCUAUGAUUUGUCUAAAGGCUCGAUUGACCGGGACAGAAACAUGGACGACAAGCAGCUAGGAGACCUAUUAGUCAAGAUAUGGGAUCAAGCAAUCCAGGAUAAGGGCAAUGAAAUUGUUGAUCGGCUCAUUGCUAUACAUGAAAACACUCAAUCUGAUUGGUGUGAUGUCAAAUCUCUUUCCAGUACGAUAUCUGAACCUGCAGCUAAAUGCAUCUGGAAGACGCUCCGAGAAAAAGAUCCACAGAAGAAGAAAUUCUAUCACGGAAAGAAUGACGCUUAUAAGAAUGCUACCAUCAUUAGAACAUCGUUGAAGAAAGAACCUGUUCUCCUUCCACAAGCAAUAUGGGAACUUUUGAGAAAGCAUACUCACGCUCAGACACCACUAGAAUAUCAGAAAGAGGAACAUGAAAACGCCAAGAUUGCCAGUAUCGAAGAUACACCGUAUUGCGCCGGCUUCGAACGGUUAUUAAGUGCUGCUCUAGCUCUGGACAACAGAACAGAUUUCGAAGUGAUAUUCAAGAAAGCUGGAGAUAUUGGACUCGAUUUACAUCUGGUUAUGAUGCCACCCAAACUACUACUUCUUUUAAAUGACAGAUUCAUGGAUUUCGAUAGGAGCCAUGCUGAUGAUACUACGAGUUGUUUUCUGUCACAUUUGCCAAAUAUAUAUGACGAUGAGGCGAUGGAGGCAUUUCUUAGUGCGAAAGAUUUACAGUUGCAACUCAGAGAACGCUUGAGGAAUAUGCCACGUCUGAUUCAAACCAGCCCAGGCUCUAAUGAAGGGCAAAUGUGUGUGUCUUGGAAAGAUGGCGAAGCCAGAAAAUCGUUUCGACUUCACAAAGUCGGGCUUGAGUCUCGUAUCACGUUACACCGAGAAAGUACAUGCGCUCGCAAGCGCUUUGACUUGGUAGCUCGUGGCAACGAAGUUGCAAAUCAUGAGGCCACAGAUGUGGCAGAUUGUGGAUGCCAACAGAAAAAGGUGAUUUCUACGUCCAUUGAUAAUAAAGUGAUAUUCAAUGGUCUCUCCUCGACAGAACUAUAUUUUCCUAUGAUCUCUAGGGCCAAAGCAACAAUCGCAUUUUUCGGUAUUCCUCCCACAGCCAAACGGCCAGCGAUAGAUCAGUCCAAAAAGGAUUCUGAGCUUACUCCGGAGAAGGCGUCUAACCUAGGCCCAACAACCACGUGCAAUGAAGCCUCCAGUGACUUGAAAAGUGCUUCAAACCGCGGUGGAUACAACUCUAAUGAUGAUAAUAAUAUGGAUAUUGACUCUAAACCAUCGGUCUCUUCACUAGCCGGGUCAGCGUCAAAGAAAUCAACGAAUGAGCCAACUGAUCGCAAGCCGAUGAGUGACAACACCUCAGAAUUAAGCCCAUCUGAAGUUGCAACUAAUUUCAGAUCAGAACCGAAUCGAAGGUCACGAAAUCCUGAACACGUAGUCAAGGUUGAAAACACACGAGAUUCCAUCGCCAAGCUAAAGGAACAUGCAAGAAGUUCCAAACUUCGCAGGGAAGGACUCGAGAAGCGGGUUAUUGAGCUAGUAGCCGAACUUGAUUCAUCAGUGGCUGAUCACAAAACCGCAUCAACUGAGCUCGCUCUCGCUAAUACCAAACUAAAUACUUCCAGCGUCCAACUCAAGGAGCUUAACGAACAAAUAGAGAAAUUACAGCAGCAGGUGGCUAACAAAAUCGAACAAUGCUUCCAACGAACAGAAGAACUCGAAACCUCCACAAAAACCCAACUCGAACAACAGGCACAAGCCUUCGAAACCGAACGCGCGGACCUCACAUCCCAAAUCCACACUCUCUCCACCUCCGGCCCAGAAUCGCAAUUCCAAUCCCAAUCGAAAUCCCAACCCCAACUCCAACUCCAACUCCAACUCCACCCAACCACCCUCCAAAACGAGCACCAAAUCCUCCUCCAAAAACUCGCCCAUCUCCAAUCGCAGCACUCCAUCAACAGCAUCAACAGUACAUCUCCUGAAACCCAAACUCUCACUCCCCAACAAACUCUCACCCCCCAACAAACCCACGAAUCACGAAUUCUCUCUCUAAAACUCGAAAUUGUCGAAUUAAAAGCCAAGAAUGAGAAAUUGAAACAGCGGAUUCAACAGGCGAAUGAGAGGGUUAGCGAGGCGGUGGAGGGAGAGGAGGCCGCGAUGAUGAUGUUGCAGAGGAUGUUGAAUAGGCAGAGUGCUGGUGUGGGGUUGGGGGAGAGGGAGAGGGAGAGGGGAAGAUAUAAGAGGGCGAGGAGUCCGAGUCCGAGUUUGGGUUUGGGUUUGAGGGAGGAGGGAGGAGGGUGGUGGUAG
This is a messenger RNA of Sclerotinia borealis F-4128, 4506 nucleotides long. NCBI's taxonomy places the organism in Eukaryota, Fungi, Ascomycota, Leotiomycetes, Helotiales, Sclerotiniaceae. The record is from the annotation of a GenBank genome assembly.